AUGUCCCGCUCCGACAGCGGGAGUGGUGAAGAUUCCCUCGACGGCAUCCCUCGUUGCUGCCCACUGACGCCGUCGCUGUCGCCCCAAAAACGCACUGCCAGUCAGUCGCAGACGGAACCCCCAUUGCUGAGGACCAACAAGAGGACCAUCUAUACAGCUGGUCGGCCCCCCUGGUAUAACGUCACCGGGACCACUUUCAAGGAGGCCUUUGUUAUUGGACUGUGUGGGGGAAGCGCUUCAGGCAAAACAACAGUAGCCAAUAAGAUCAUUGAGGCACUCGAUGUUCCCUGGGUGGUUUUGCUGUCUAUGGACUCCUUUUACAAGGGACUGAACAAAGAAGAGCAGGAGCUAGCAGCGAAGAACGAGUACAACUUUGACCAUCCCGAUGCAUUCGACUUUGAGUUGUUGGUCAACGUCCUGAGAAAGUUGAAGAAAGGGAAAAGAAUUAAAGUUCCUGUGUAUGACUUCGCAACACACCUAAGACGCAAAGAAUGGAAAACGGUGUAUGGGGCCAAUGUUGUCAUUUUUGAAGGAAUCCUCGCCUUCGCCAACAAGGAACUGCUCAAGCUGUUGGACAUGAAAGUGUUUGUGGACACCGAUUCGGACAUCCGGCUAACACGGCGGUUGAAACGGGACGUGUCGCAGCGCGGGCGGGACAUCAGCGGCAUCAUUAAGCAGUACAACAAAUACGUCAAACCCGCUUUCGAGCAGUACAUCGAGCCCACCAUGCAGCUUGCUGAUAUCGUGGUUCCUCGAGGUGGGGACAACUUUGUGGCAUUGGAUUUGAUCGUUCAGCAUGUUCAUAGUCAACUGGAGAAGCGUGAGAUCACUGUAAGGUCUGCCCUGGCGUCGGCUCACCAAGGUCAGCCUCUGCCCGAAACUCUGAGCGUCCUGAAAAGCUCGCCGCAGGUGCGCGGCAUGCACACCAUCAUCAGGAACAAGGAAACCAACCGUGACGAGUUUGUCUUCUACUCCAAAAGAUUAAUGCGACUCCUUAUAGAACACGCCCUCUCUUUCCUGCCACUCAAGCCCAUAUCUGUUGAAACACCUCAGGGUGGAGUUUACCACGGCAGGAGGCUGAGCGGUAAAAGAAUCACAGGCGUGUCCAUAUUGAGAGCGGGAGAGACAAUGGAGCCGGCACUCAUGGCUGUGUGCAAAGACAUCCGACUGGGGAAAAUUCUCAUCCAGACUAACCUAGAUACGGGUGAACCGGAGCUGCACUACCUCCGGCUUCCCAAAGAUAUCAGUGAGGAUUUCGUCAUCUUGAUGGACAGCACAGUAUCCACCGGGGCCGCUGCUCUCAUGGCCAUCAGAGUUCUGCUAGACCAUGACGUACCAGAAGACAAAAUCUUCUUGCUUUCGCUACUCAUGGCAGAAAUGGGCGUCCACUCGGUGGCGUACGCUUUCCCAAAAGUGCGCAUCAUCACCACCGCUGUGGAUAAAGAGGUCAACCACCAGUUCCACAUCAUUCCUGGCAUCGGUAAUUUUGGCGAUCGUUACUUCGGCACCGACGCACCCUCUGACUGGUGCGAAAGUGACGACGGAAUGGACUUGUGA
Nerophis lumbriciformis (worm pipefish) is the source of this 1557-nucleotide messenger RNA. The record is from RefSeq and is a predicted model, not a curated record. NCBI's taxonomy places the organism in Eukaryota, Metazoa, Chordata, Actinopteri, Syngnathiformes, Syngnathidae.